AUGUCAAAUACAUUUCACCCUUAUCAUUUAGUCGAUCCAAGCCCUUGGCCUUAUGUCUGUUCUUGUGGAGCUUUCUUUUUAACUUUAGGAAGUGUUAUUUAUUUUCAUUAUAGUUUUAUAUGAAUAAUGUUAUUAGGGUUUAGUAUAUUUACUAUUACCUUCAUAGUGUGAUGCAGAGAUGUAAUAAGAGAAGCAACUUUUCAAGGACAUCACACUGAAAUUGUAAAAAGGGGUUUAAAAAUAGGAAUGCUUUUGUUUAUAAUUUCUGAAGUUUGUUUUUUUGUUUCUUUUUUUUGAGCUUUUUUUCAUAGUAGUUUGGCUCCAGCUAUAGAAUUAGGAGCAUUAUGGCCUCCAAUAGGUAUUCAAAUUUUAAAUCCUUUUUCCGUUCCUUUGUUGAAUACAGCUAUUCUUUUAAGUUCAGGAGCUACUGUUACAUGAGCACAUCAUGCAAUAGUUAACGGUAAAAGAGAACAAGCUAUUGUAGGUUUAAUAUUUACCGUCGUACUGGGGGUAAUUUUCACAGGUCUUCAAGGUAUGGAAUAUUAUGAGGCCCCUUUUGCAAUUUCUGAUUCUGUUUAUGGAUCUACUUUUUUCAUGGCUACAGGAUUUCAUGGGUUUCAUGUUUUAGUAGGAACAACUUUCUUAUUAGUUUGUUUAUUAAGAUUAGUUUUUCACCAAUAUACUAGACACCAUCAUUUUGGUUUUGAAGCAGCAAGUUGGUAUUGACAUUUCGUAGAUGUUGUAUGAUUAUUCUUGUAUGUUUGUAUUUAUUGAUGAGGAUCUUAA
Messenger RNA from Rhopilema esculentum, 786 nucleotides. Lineage: Eukaryota; Metazoa; Cnidaria; Scyphozoa; Rhizostomeae; Rhizostomatidae. The record is from the annotation of a RefSeq genome assembly.